AUGGCCGAAAGUGGUCUCUUCUCUGACGACCUCGUGUCUCCAACGGUCGCCUCUGCUCUCCCCGAGGGUUACAUCGUCCGCGCCCUUCGCCAGUCCGACUACAACACUGGUUUUCUAGACUGCCUUCGUGUCCUGACCACCGUUGGUGAGAUCAGCGAGUCCCAAUUCGCAGAGCGCUACAACUGGCUGUCCAAGAGCGACGGGUACUACAUUCUCGUCGUUGAGGACACGAGUAGGAAAGCCGUUGUCGGAACUGGUGCUUUAAUAGUCGAGCGCAAGUUCAUUCAUAGCCUUGGUCUCGUCGGGCACAUCGAGGAUAUCGCCGUAGCAAAGGAUCAGCAGGGCAAGAAACUCGGUCUGCGCAUUAUCCAGGCCCUCGAUUUCAUCGCCGAGAAGGUCGGCUGCUACAAGAGCAUCCUGGACUGCAGCGAAGCCAACGAGGGCUUUUACGUCAAGUGCGGCUUCAGGCGAGCCGGUCUGGAGAUGGCCCAUUAUUACGAGGGAGACAAGACUAAGGCCCAGUAG
Molecule: messenger RNA, 525 nt
Organism: Colletotrichum graminicola M1.001
Lineage: Eukaryota; Fungi; Ascomycota; Sordariomycetes; Glomerellales; Glomerellaceae
Product: acetyltransferase
Exons: 2
Coding region: 1-525 (174 amino acids)
Biological process (GO): UDP-N-acetylglucosamine biosynthetic process
Cellular component (GO): Golgi apparatus; endoplasmic reticulum; endoplasmic reticulum-Golgi intermediate compartment
Molecular function (GO): glucosamine 6-phosphate N-acetyltransferase activity; monosaccharide binding
Source: RefSeq, a predicted model, not a curated record